Lucilia cuprina (Australian sheep blowfly) is the source of this 2534-nucleotide messenger RNA. RefSeq names its product coiled-coil domain-containing protein 186 (gene Golgin104). NCBI's taxonomy places the organism in Eukaryota, Metazoa, Arthropoda, Insecta, Diptera, Calliphoridae. Gene Ontology annotation, biological process: vesicle cytoskeletal trafficking. The record is from RefSeq and is a predicted model, not a curated record. Gene Ontology annotation, cellular component: trans-Golgi network. The transcript is spliced from 10 exons. The coding region runs from base 1 to 2319 and encodes 772 amino acids. Gene Ontology annotation, molecular function: small GTPase binding.
AUGGAAAAGAAGAAUUAUAUAGAUAUUAUCGCAAAAUGUGAUGAAAAUCUUGAAAAACAACAUUCCAUACAAAGUGAACAAAAACAAUUAACAAGAGGGAAUGAAACGGUCACAAUAACAAAAACAACAAAUUCACAAGAGAAUGUCUCAAAUGCCAAAAACAACAACGAAAACAGUAAACAUGAUGUAGGUGAAGGCAAUGGCCAAACUAAACCAACAAGUGUUUCUAUCUCUUCGUCUGUAAACAAUUCGCCCUCUGUCCAUUACUCUGAUUUGACAGAAAAAAAUGAUACACUUGUAGAGGUAAAUAAUGGAAAUUUACAUGAAGAUUGUGAAUUAAAAUUACAACAACAAAUGUUACAAUACGAACAACAAAUGGAACAGUUAAAAGCAGCUUUACAGCAAAAAGACAACAUGAUUACACUGUUCCAAAGAGAAAAUGCCAUUUUGGAGAAAGAAAAAGAGGCGUUUCGCAAAGAAAAAGAUCUUGCCAAUAAAGAAAAAGAGUCCACAGUCAUUAAGUUUGCCAUGAAAGAAAAGUCCGUAAUAGAUGCCAAAAAAGAAAAGGAAAUGGUGGAAAAGCAACUGGCCGAGGCUAGAAAAGAAAUCAAAAACUACACCACCAAGUUUCAGGCAUUAAAUGAAGAAAAGUCUCGUGUUACUUAUCUAAUGGAUGAAAAGUGCAAUGAAGUACGUAAAUACCAAAGAGAAUGUGAAAAACUUAAAACCGAUUAUGGGCAUUUGGAAUCAAAACUAAAGUAUCAUAUGAACAAAUUAAAUAUAGAGACCGAAGCUAAAUUGGCUUUGGAAAAGAAAUUGGAAGAAGAAAAAAAUGCUCCUAAUAAAUUGGAAGAGAAAGCUAAUGAAAAAUUAAAAAUUGAAUUUGAGGCACAAACCAUUUUAUUAAAACAUGAAAUUUCCAAUAAAACCGAACAAUUAGAUAAAUUGUUUAAAGAGUGUGAAGUACAAAAAGAAAACAUUAAACAACUGCAAGAACAAUUAAACAAGGAAACUCAAGAGAAAAAUCAAUUGUUCAGCAGCUUUAGUAGUCUUCAGGAAGAACAUAAUCAUAUACAAAAUUCCUACAGUGAAGAAAUGUUAAAUUCUGCCAAAUUACGUGGUCAAUUGGAGGAGUUGCAGGUGUUGAAAACCCAAAAUACCUUAAACGAAGAUAAAAUCUUUUGUUUAACUAAAGAAUUAAAUGAGUGUGUACAAAAACUCCAAGACAGUGAGCAGGAUCUUCAACAUUUGCAUGCUAAGGAAAAGGAAUUUCUUAGUUUUAACAAGGAAAUGAGUGAAAGUAUUGUGGAUUUACAAAAUCGAAUAUGUUUGUUAAAAUCUAAGGCUCAAGGCACUGCUGCCGAAAAUGACUUAUUGAAAAAGGAACGAUUAGAUUAUGAUGAAAAGUAUGCCGCUUUGGAAAAUCAACUUAAACAAGAACAAAAUCAAAAGAACGAAGAACGUUUACUAUUGGCCAAACAUCUAUCGGAAAAAACUAAACUUUAUGAAAAUACAAAAAUUAAGCUCGAAAAUGUUUUGGGUGACUUUGAAGCCACAAAACAUAAACAUGCCACUAUAGUUAAAGAGCUACAAAGAGAAAUUGCUAAAUAUAAAAGAGCAGCCGAACAAAAUGCCGAUAAUCAUCGUACUUUUAUCUGCUCCAGAUGUCAAAAUUCCACACAAACUAAUGGUCAUUAUCAUCAAAAGGAAAAUGAGGAUAAGCUAAUGGCCAUAGAAGCAAUAGAUGCGAAAAGAACUCACAGUCGUCAAAGCAGUAUUAGUACAACGGGAGGACAAAGUGCGACGGGUAGUAGACGAGGUAGUGAAUCUUCCGAAUCGGAUACGGUGACGGGUCGCGAAAUGGAUUUUAAAGAUGAUAAUAAGGGACCCUCCAAGAAACAUUUAGUCGAACGUAUUUUACGUUUACAACAAGCUUCCGCAAGACAAACUGAAAAAAUAGAUUUUCUCGAACAGCAUACUCUGUCGCUAGUCGCUGAAUUGCAAAAGAAAUCCAAAGUAGUACAAUAUUAUAUGUUGCGUGACCAGGCCGGAGCCUUGACAUCCUCGAAAAGUGAUCAGAACAAAAGUGAAUUGGCCAAAUAUGGUCAUGGUGUUAUGUCUGCCAUUUAUGGUGGCAUUAAGGGUGUAGAAAAUAAAAGCAUGUCGUUGGAAUUAUCUUUAGAGAUUAAUAAAAAACUGCAAGCGGUUUUAGAAGAUACACUGCUCAAGAAUAUAACCCUAAAGGAAAACUUGGAUGUUUUGGGUUUGGAAGUGGAUAAUUUAACCAGGAAACUACGUCAACUGGAAACAAGACAAUGAGCUUGGCAGUUAAAUGUAGUUUUUUUUUACUAAAUUCAUAAUGUAAAUGUUUUCUUUUUAAAAUUUAAAUGUAUAUUGGAGGUUAUAUAGAAAAAUAAUGGUCAAGAUGAGAUUGCCAGUUAGAAAGUAUUUAAUUAUUUAAAUAAAUUCUACAUUUUUUAAAUGUACAUAUAUUAUAGAGUAACUAUUAUUAAAUUUAAUAAAUUAUGAACUUU